This is a messenger RNA of Spizellomyces punctatus DAOM BR117, 2248 nucleotides long. RefSeq lists its product as uncharacterized. The record is from RefSeq and is a predicted model, not a curated record. The coding region runs from base 69 to 2168 and encodes 699 amino acids. Lineage: Eukaryota; Fungi; Chytridiomycota; Chytridiomycetes; Spizellomycetales; Spizellomycetaceae. The transcript has 14 exons.
GACAAGAUUGGCUUCAGAGUUAAUCACCUACUGCUGAGACCUGCAUAAUUUACUUCACAAAGAAUCCGAUGGCAGCAACAGACUCCAGCUCGCAUGACACGCUUAGUCUGGCCUCCCUCAUCGUAUCCAGCUUUACUGGUGAUGAGCUCAGAAAUGGCAAAUACCAUGGACACGGCACGGCUCACUUCUCUUCGGGCAAUACCUAUUGCGGUCCUUUUGCCAAUGGUUAUAUGGAUGGAAGCAAUGGGACGUAUACGUGGGCAGAUGGUGUUCGUUAUGAGGGAGAUUUUCACAAAAACAACUUGAGUGGGGUGGGGUUAUAUGUCUGGAAGAAUGGAUGUCGAUAUGAGGGGCAGGUACUAAAUGGCCUUCGACAUGGCAAGGGAGUUUUUUAUGGUGAGCCUGUAUCAAAAGCUUGGUACAAUGGUGAUUGGAAGGAAGGAAAGGUGCACGGGCAGGGAAAAUUAGUCUACAAUGACUCGGAUACUUCCAGUUACGAAGGUGCUUGGUUAAAUGGCAUGAAGCACGGCCGUGGUCUAAUGCGUUACGCAUCUGGAAAUGUUUACGAUGGCGAAUGGGAACUAAAUGUCAAGAACGGGGUGGGUACAAUGACGUGGAGUGACCGUGGGGAGGAAUAUACGGGUGAAUGGCAAAAUGGAGUUCCAAAUGGAUAUGGAACCUACACGUGGACCAUCAAACUUCACAGGCCGCAUCAAUUUCCUGUACAAAAUCGCUACGAUGGACAAUGGCUGAAUGGUAAGCGCCAUGGUCACGGCAUAUUUCAAUAUGCGAACGGGGCGAGGUAUGAGGGAGAAUGGAUGGAUAACAUGAAGCAUGGUCAAGGUCGUUAUAUAUCAGAAAAUGGUCGGAGUUAUGUCGGUUUAUUUCAAAAUGAUCGACCUGUUGGAGACAUGCCAAAAUACCAGAAUGAUUGCCCUUAUAUGCUCCAAAUUUCCGAUAUAGUCUCCGCAUCCUCACCAACCGCCGAUCUUGGAUCUAGUGAUGACCAACUAAAACAAAUUAAUAAUGUUAUCCUAAGAUAUAUCGGUGAGUUGCGAUCUAUAUAUCAACACUAUACAGCCAUCGGUCGCAAUGCAGAAGAAUUGGCAACAUCAGCGGCCAUGACUCGCGUACAGUUAGUGCGAUUGCUGAAGGACUGCAAGAUUCUAGAAAAAGGCGCAACAUUAGCCGAUAUGGAUAGAGCGUACGCUAUCCAAUUCAAGGACCACCCCUGCUUUGAGCAGAGAGUCAAGCAACCUCAUAAUCCUUCCGAAAUGUUCAUUCUGUACGAUUUCAUUUCCUUCCUUCUUCGAGUAUCUCAUUUGAUUUACAAAGGACGCAACGAUCUCUCUAUACACGACCGUGGAUUGGCUGCAGAAUUGGCAUAUCUAGUCAAAGAAGAUAUUUUGCCAUAUUUGAGACCAGAUGUAGUGGCCGCGAAGGCGGAAAAGAGGGCUGGGGACGGGGAGAUGCAGUUGGAGUUGCUGAUGGAAUUCGAAAAGCAGUACGGUCAUCAGAUCUACGCUUUAUACGCUGAUAAAGCCCGUCACAAGAGUCAUGGUUUUAAAGAGCCAUCCCUACGCGAUGUUACAAUGACAAUCCGAGAGGUUUUACUUAUGAUGAAGGAAUACGGUCUUCUUCACGAAGUACCAACAGGUCCACUAACAAUUGCACGAGUAAUAAGCGUGCUUGCGAAGGAAAUGCCAUAUGUCGAAGAUGGCGGAUACUAUAAUCUGGAGUUUGAGUUGGUGCCAUACGAGGUAUUCGAGCUCAUAUACGCAUGCGCAAUGAUACAACAUGAAGACUACUAUCGGGAUUCGGUUCUUCCUCUCUUGAAUAACACGCACGACUGCCCCAGCACUAGCCCUGAGGUUGACCCAUUGGCUGAAGAAACUAUACAAUCGGCGGUAGCUCAAGCACACGCAGAAGGGACACCUACUGGUGAGGCCAGUAGUGAACCUGGACAAGGCGGAGAGGCAGAUGAAGGAGGUGUCAAUGUUGUUGAGGAGGUUGAAUUCGACGCUCCAGAUCCCCAAGUCGCACUACAUACUCUCAAAUCCCGAAUAUGCGAAAUAUUUAACAGCAUCCUGACCGCACACGACCAAUGGAAACAGCGAAAUGCCAUCAUCGAAAAGAUAACGGAACGUGAGGCAGCGGACAAAGUCUGAACCAGAAAAUCAAAAUCACAAUAGCACAUAGUAAAUACAAAGUCAUUCCCGCUACCCUAGCUUCCUCUUGAAUCUAUUUA